Molecule: messenger RNA, 2103 nt
Organism: Myripristis murdjan (pinecone soldierfish)
Lineage: Eukaryota; Metazoa; Chordata; Actinopteri; Holocentriformes; Holocentridae
Product: zinc finger protein OZF-like
Exons: 3
Coding region: 86-1696 (536 amino acids)
Biological process (GO): regulation of transcription by RNA polymerase II
Cellular component (GO): PcG protein complex; transcription regulator complex; nucleus
Molecular function (GO): DNA-binding transcription factor activity, RNA polymerase II-specific; RNA polymerase II cis-regulatory region sequence-specific DNA binding
Source: RefSeq, a predicted model, not a curated record
CUCUUUCUUUCUCCCUCCCAUAAUCCCUCACAUGCUGCUCGGUGUCCAGACUCCUGUAGGUUGAGGAGCAGCUCUGUGCAGCAGGAUGUCGGAGCUACAGGGGUUGAGCUCGCUGAUCCGGCGGCGUCAGGAUGCGGCUGCCGCUCGGAUCUCGGAGCUGCUGGACGGAGCGCUGGCGGACUACAAGGAGCAGAUCUCCCGUUUGAAAGAAGACAACGAGCGACAGAGGAAGCUGCUGGACGCGAUUUUACACCCCGGAGCCCGGCUGUACCCGACAGUGUUGCCCAAGCAGCUGCUGGUGUGUAAAGAAGAGAAGCAGGAGUGGAGCCCCAGUGUGGACCAGGAGCAGCCAGAGCCGCCACACGUUAAAGAGGAGCAGCAGGAGCUCUGGGUCAGUCAGGCGGCAGAGCAGCUUCAAGAUGUCAAGGUCCCAUUCACCGUUGUCACUGUGAAGAGUGAAGAUGAAGAGGAAGCUGGGCCCGCACAACUUCAUCAAAGCCAAACUGAGGAGAGCAGAGAGGCAGAGCCUCCGGCCAGCAGCUCCACUGUAAAGAUGGAAACAGAAGCUGCUGGAGAGGAACCGGCCAAGAACGUAGAUCCAGCUGCUGAUCUCCAACCAGCUAGUAAUAGCCAGCUCCUCUCCUCACACUCGUCUGACUCUGAGACUGAUGACAGUGAAGAUGACAUGGAGGACACGGUGAACAAAAACACAAGAGUGAAACAGUGGAAGUGCUUUGCUGGUGGUUCAAGCUUUAAACAAAGACGGAACUUAGAUAUGGACAUGAUGAUGCACAGCAAAGAAAAACCAUUCAGCUGCUCAUUUUGUGGCAAAAGUUUUUCACAGAAGAGGUUCUUAAAUAGACACAGUACAGUCCACACAGGAGAGAAACCAUUCAUCUGCUCAGUUUGUGGCAAAACUUUUCGAGUUAAAAGCUUCUUAAACCAACACAUGGGAGUCCACACAGGAGACAAACCAUUCAUCUGCUCAGUAUGUGGCAAAACUUUUCGAGUUAAAAGCUUCUUAAACCAACACAUGGGAGUCCACACAGGAGAGAAAACAUAUAGCUGCUCAGUUUGCCAGAAAGGUUUUAGGGAUAAAACUAACUUAAAAGUACACAUGAGAGGCCACACAGGAGAGAAACCGUUUAGCUGCUCAGAAUGUGAUAAAAGUUUUUCACGUCAAAAUACCUUUAACAGACACAUGAAAGUCCACACAGGAGAGAAACCAUUUAGCUGCUCAGUUUGUCAUAAAAGUUUUAGAGAUAAAGCUACCGUAAAAGUACACAUGAGAGUCCACACAGGAGAGAAAACAUUUAGCUGCUCAGAAUGUGAUAAAAGUUUUUCAGAUAAGCAUGUCUUACACAAGCACAUGAGAGUCCACACAGGAGAGAGACCGUUCAGCUGCUCAGUUUGUCAUAAAAGUUUUAGAUAUGAAGCCUCUAUAAAAGUACACACGAGAGUCCACACAGGAGAGAAAACAUUUAGCUGCUCAGAAUGUGACAAAAGCUUUUCAGAUAAGCAUGUCUUACACAGGCACAUGAGAGUCCACACAGGAGAGAGACCGUUCAGCUGCAGUGUGUGUGGGAGAAGUUACCGCCACUCUGGACAUUUUAAAAGGCAUAAGUGUGAUGGUCAGAGUCGAAGAGCUGAAGUGGCAGAGCUGCCGCUUCAGCUGGACUGUUCAACAGGACAAUAAAGCAGAGAACUUGCUGAGAGUCCAUCGCCCAGGACGGGGAAAGUCAAACCCUCGUCAGUCAAUGUUGUGGUUGGAGAUGCAGCCACGUCUGAACACUGCUCACACACAUCUUGUGUUACUGCAGCCUCAUGUAAGAGAGAAAUUCUUGUUUCUGAUGUUUGGCUCAAAGUCAAGUUUGUGUUCCCAUUUCGGUUUGAUUUUCUCUUACAUGUCAGUUAAUGUCCCGGGCAGGAAUUCAGCAUUUCUGUCUGACCUCACAAUUGCUCUUCUGGAUUAAUUCCUCUGGAUUUAGAAUGAGAGGUCAGAGAAGCUCCUGGAGGUGGAAGGUAGAGGUGGACCAAUACUUUUGUCCAUAUACUGUGUUUGUGUAUAUAUGUUAAUAAAAUCUUCACUGAAUCUGUCCUGAA